UGGAGUUAAUUGAGAGCGUACUCACGAACUACCACGAGCUGUUCAGGAAGCACACGGAACUUUUGAUGUUGCUGCAACACCACCUUCGCCCACUCAUUCUGAAAUCUCUCUCCGACCGACAUGUCUUUCCACUGACACUCAGAUGCACCCGAGUUGUGUUCCUGAUCUUGAAGCAGUUCUCAUUCGAGCUAGAGACGGAAGCUGAAAUAUUCCUGAUGCUUCUCAUAUAGACUAUCAAUUCGAAACUGAGUCGUGUAGGCUAUGUGGG
Suillus subalutaceus is the source of this 268-nucleotide messenger RNA. RefSeq lists its product as uncharacterized. The record is from RefSeq and is a predicted model, not a curated record. NCBI's taxonomy places the organism in Eukaryota, Fungi, Basidiomycota, Agaricomycetes, Boletales, Suillaceae. The coding region runs from base 66 to 230 and encodes 54 amino acids. The transcript has 2 exons.